UUUCUGCAAAGGGUGUGCCACUAAAAGGUGAACCGGUUCAGAUUGUAACCGCCACAGACCACCACACGUUUGAGCUGGACGAGGAGGCUUUGGAGAAAGUUCUGCUGCGACCGGACGUGCGAGAUAAGAAGGUUUCUAUUGUGUCUGUUGCUGGAUCCUUCCGGAAGGGAAAGUCUUUUCUGUUGGACUUCUUCUUGCGAUACCUCAGUGCUAAUUGUGCACCUGACUGGCUGGGAGAUGACGAUGCUCCCCUGGAAGGCUUCUCCUGGAGAGGUGGUUCAGAGAGAGACACAACAGGAAUCCUCAUGUGGAGCGAACCAUUUAUAACAACAACCAGAGACGGAGAGGAGAUAGUGAUCCUCUUGAUGGACACACAGGGAGCAUUUGACAGCGAGUCAACCGUCAAAGACUGUGCAACCAUUUUCGCCCUUAGUACCAUGGUCAGUUCGGUGCAGGUGUUCAACUUAACGCAGAAUAUUCAAGAAGAUGAUUUGCAGCAUCUGCAGCUGUUUACAGAGUAUGGCAGACUGGCUCUGGAAGCCAAUGACAAUGUUUCGAAACCUUUUCAGUCCCUGCAGUUUCUUGUGAGAGACUGGAGCUUCCCGUACGAGGCCCCGUAUGGUGCAGUUGGAGGGAGACAGAUCUUGGAAAAAAGGUUAAAGGUGUCCGACAAGCAGCAUCCAGAGCUGCAACAGAUCCGCAGACACAUCAGCUCUUGCUUCGACAAAAUCUCCUGCUUCCUGCUGCCUCACCCGGGUCUGAAGGUGGCCACAAAUCCUUACUUUGACGGGAGACUCCGAGAUAUAGAGCAUGACUUCCUGGAGCAGCUGCAGAUCCUGACUCAGAUGCUGCUGGCCAAGGAGAAUAUCAUACUCAAGGAGAUGAAUGGACAGAAGAUCAAGUGCAAAGACAUGGUGGAGUAUUUCAAGGCUUACAUCAAAAUUUAUCAAGGGGAAGAGCUGCCGGAGCCAAAGUCUAUGUUACAGGCAACAGCAGAAGCUAACAAUCUGGCAGCAGUGGCUAACUCCAAGGCCUUGUAUCAUAAACUCAUGGAAGAGAUAUGUGGCGGCGAUAAACCUUACCUUAACCCUGAAGCCCUGCACAUAGAGCACAACCGUUGCGUGGAGCGCGCCGUCGACCUCUUCCACUCGAUCCGCAAAAUGGGUGGCCCUGAGUUUAGCCAAAUAUACGAGGACAAGAUGAAAGAGGACCUCACGGAAGCGUAUGAAAACUACGCCAAACACAAUGAGUCUAAGAAUAUUUUCAGCGCUGCCCGGACUCCAGCCGUGCUGUUCACCAUCGUGGCUGCUACCUACGUCCUGUCUGGCAUAUUGGGCCUGAUCGGCCUGGAAACCCUGGCCAAUCUUGUCAACUUGGUGAUGCUUGUGUUCUUAAUUCUGUUAGCCACGUGGUUGUACGUGAGAUAUACCGGAGAGUAUCGCAAUGUUGCUAUUUCCAUCGAUCAGUUUGCAGACUUUCUCUGGGAUAAUAUGCUGUGUCAGGUUUAUGCCAAGGUUGCCGAGACCGGAGUCCGAGAAGCUAUGCGUCAGCAGGGACUGGGUCCGUCCACCAACAAAAAAAGAGCCUGA
Candidula unifasciata is the source of this 1589-nucleotide messenger RNA. The record is from the annotation of a GenBank genome assembly. NCBI's taxonomy places the organism in Eukaryota, Metazoa, Mollusca, Gastropoda, Stylommatophora, Geomitridae.